UGAUAGUAAUGAACGGUUUGCUUACAUAUAUUUUAGAACAUAUGAAGAUGCUCAUGAUGCUAGACAUACAAAAUCUCGUUUAAUACUUUUUGACAAACCAGUUCAGGUUGAUCCAAUUUUUGAUAGGGAUUUGGUAGGUAGAAGAAACAGGAGUAUGAGCCCUGACUAUGGUCCAAUGAGAAGUGUGUCACCAGCUCAUUCAACAGGAAGUGCUGGGGGUAUGGGUAGACGUUCAGGGGGUGGGAGACAUAGUAACUUUGACCCAAGUCCUGGGCCACCUCCAUUUGGACCCCCACCUCUUUAUAGAGAACUACCAAUGCGACAUGAUAUGCACCAUGAUUUUCACCCCCCACCUCAUAGACGAGAUGAAGCUAAAAAAGAGAAAUUUCCUAACUACCUUCAUCAUGUACCACCAGAAGAAGAUGACAAAGCAACUCGAACACUUUUUGUUGGAAAUUUAGAAGUAGCAAUUCCUGAAACUGAAUUGCGUCGAAUUUUUGAAAGAUAUGGUGUUGUAGAAGAUAUUGAUGUAAAAAGACCCCCUCCAGGUCAGGGAAAUGCUUAUGCUUUUAUUAAGUUUUUGAACCUUGAUAUGGCUCACAGAGCCAAGGUUGAAAUGUCAGGUCAAUACAUUGGAAAGUUUCAGUGUAAAAUUGGUUAUGGGAAAGCAACUCCAACAACUAGAAUUUGGGUAGGUGGACUUGGCCCAUGGACAUCUCUGUCUCACCUAGAGAGAGAAUUUGAUAGGUUUGGAGCCAUCAGGAAAAUUGACUUUGUCAAAGGUGAUAACCAUGCUUAUAUUCAGUAUGAUAGUAUUGAUGCUGCACAAGCAGCUUGUCAAGAGAUGCGUGGAUUUCCUUUGGGUGGUACAGACAAAAGACUGAGAGUGGAUUUUGCAGAUCCAGGACCUUAUAGCUAUUUUGAGUCUGGAAGACCUGAUUUUAGAGAUGAUGCAGUAGAUCAGUUUCCAUUUCCUCAUCGUGGAGGGCGUGACCUUCCACCACCUGAGGAGUUUUUUGGUGGUCCAGACUGGCCACCAAAUCGAGGCUUUCCUCAUUCGCCAUCUUAUUAUUCUUGGCCAUUAGAACUUGAUGACCACAGUAGAGGAGACUAUAGGGAAUGGAACAGAGACAGACAAAAUUGUUGGGAUGAACCAGGCAGGGGAGGACGUGGGGAAGUUGGGAAUGACAGGCGUAAACGACCAGUGACCCCAGAUGAGAAAGGUCUUCCGGAUGGAGCUCCUACACUAGCCCGACUAGAUGGUGUACCAUUCAAACAUUCUCUUAGAUCACACACUCCUGAACCAGGUGAGCAUGAAAGAACUCCAAGUAACAAAGAUCCAAUGUCUCCUCGAAGGACAAAAGGUGAUAUUGUUCGAUUAUCCAAGGAAGAUCUGGAAAGAAAAGAACGUGAGCAAGGUGAAGUUGAUAAAGAGUGUGAAGUGGGAAGAACCCAAGGGCAUACUGAUGGUGAGCCAAGUGAAAAUGGAAGAAAACUGAUACCUGAUAGUGUUGUGAAAGAAGGUGUUGUUUCAGUUGCUGACAGUGUCACAAAUCUCCAAGAUCUAGCAAAAUGCUGCCCUGUAGCAUGGCAUGGUGGACUUGUUCUAAAGAAUAGUUCGUUCCCAUCUCGUAUGCAUGUAUGUAGUGGAGAUCCCUCUCUUGUAGAUUCUCUUAUGAAGGUUAAUUCUGUUGAUGCACCAAUGCUUAGGAUUACUCAGCGACUCCGACUUGAUCAACCAAAACUGGAGGAUGUUUCACGCAGGAUCUCUAAUGCUGGCACUCAUGGUCAUUGCAUGCUCCUUACAAUGCCGGGUUCAAUCCAUGCUUCAGAUGAUUCAACCAAUGCUGUUCAGCAGCGUCCUCUAAGGAAUUUAGUGUCUUAUUUGAAACAAAAAGAGGCAGCUGGUGUUGUUGCUUUACCAGCUACUAGUGCCAAAAAAGAUGGCAAAGAUGUAAAUGGAGUUUUAUAUGCUUUCCCUCCAUGUGAAUUUACUUUAGAGUUGUUAAGACGUAUUGUCCCAAAUUUGACUAGUGAGUGUUCAAAAGAAGAUCAUAUUGUGGUGGUGGUGGUGAAAGGUGCAGCUUAAGUGCUGUGCUGUAUUGGUUUUCAUUGUGCGUGUGUGUGUGUGUGUGGUGAAA
Limulus polyphemus (Atlantic horseshoe crab) is the source of this 2141-nucleotide messenger RNA. Its product is annotated as putative RNA-binding protein 15. The record is from RefSeq and is a predicted model, not a curated record. Bases 155 to 2089 code for a protein of 644 amino acids. Gene Ontology annotation, cellular component: nucleus. Gene Ontology annotation, biological process: regulation of alternative mRNA splicing, via spliceosome. Gene Ontology annotation, molecular function: mRNA binding. The transcript has a single exon. Lineage: Eukaryota; Metazoa; Arthropoda; Merostomata; Xiphosura; Limulidae.